UUCUCGCUUACGCACGGGUGUAAAUUCAUUAUGUGAUUUUAUUUUCUCCGCGACAAUCCUACUAAAACCGGCAACCGCCUCAACGAGUUCCCCCCAACGCUUUAUAAACUUCGCAACAGAUUCAAUUACUCCCCCGAAAUCUCGCCGGUAGCCUGUUACCCUCCUGCCAUGUGCGACGGAGAGAACCGCCGGGACGUCCCGUCGCUGGAGCUCAGCCGCCUGAAAAUCAUCUCCGCCCUCGGCCGCGGCGCCAAAGGCGUCGUGUUUCUGGCCCAGUUUAACGACGAUCAAUCGUCCGACAACGAAUUCUUCGCUUUGAAGGCAAUUUCGAGAGCUUCGAUUGAGAAGACGAAGAACGAGGUUGGCAGCGACAGCGACGGUAUAAACGAGUACAAACGAAUUUGCUUCGAACAGGAGGUUUUGAAGUGUUUCGACCAUCCGCUUUUGCCGAAGUUACGAGGAAUUGUCGCUACGGAUCAGAUCGUUGGCUACGCGAUCGAUUACUGUCCAGGACGUGAUCUCAAUUCGCUGAGAAAGAAACAGACGGAGAAAAUGUUUUCCGACGAUGUCAUCAGGUUUUAUGCUGCGGAAUUAGUACUUGCAUUGGAGUACUUGCACGGAUUAGGAAUCGUAUACAGAGAUUUGAAGCCAGAAAACGUUAUGGUACAAGAGAGCGGGCACCUAAUGCUCGUCGAUUUCGAUCUCUCCACAAAACUCUCCUUAAAAUCUCCACAACCCAUUUCGAUUACCAAAUCGACUCCAAGCUCAGUACAGUUGAAGAACACGAAGAAGAAGAAGGCGCGAAUCUUUCCGUCCAUGUUUUUUUGCAACUCCGGCAUUUCGCCGGAGUACUCGGGAUCUCCGCCGGAACCAGUCGUCGACGCGGCGAGUCCCGAGUCCGACUCGGUGGAGAAGUCGAACUCGUUCGUGGGCACGGAGGAGUACGUGGCGCCCGAGAUCAUAUCAGGCCACGGCCACGACUUCUCCGUCGACUGGUGGUGCCUGGGAGUCGUUCUGUACGAGAUGCUCUACGGGGCGACGCCGUUCCGGGGGUCGAGCCGGAAGGAGACCUUCUACCGCGUCCUGACGAAGGCACCGGAGCUCGUGGGGGAGCCAACGCCGCUGAGGGACCUGAUUGGAAAGCUCCUGGAAAAGGACCCGAAGCAGAGGAUCCAGCUGGAGGGAAUCAAGGGCCACGGUUUCUUCCGAGGCGUCGAUUGGGAAACGGUGGUCGAAAUCACGCGUCCGCCGUACAUUCCUCCGGUGGGGCCCGAGGAGGAGGAAUUGAGAGGAGAGGAGGGAAUCGAUGUGGAGGCUUUUGUGCGGGGGGUGUUCAAGAUUGCGAAAGAGGAAAGUGGUAAUGGUGAAGAAUCGGAAAGCAGGAGGAAUCAACAAGAGAAGGAGAAGAAAAUUAGUUGUUGUAACAAUGGUGGGGUGUGGGUUGAAGGACUGGACCAGCCCUCUGGAACUAACAAUUUCCUUGUGUUCUAACCAUUUUUAUUUUUAUUUUUUGACUGAUUAUUCAAUCAUGCUGAUGAACCCAAGGAUACGAAUAAAUUGGUGGAGAAAAUCUUAUUCGGGGAGGAGCCGUGAAUAAGGUUUACGGUUUUCAA
Rhododendron vialii is the source of this 1613-nucleotide messenger RNA. Its product is annotated as serine/threonine-protein kinase OXI1-like. Gene Ontology annotation, cellular component: plasma membrane; cytoplasm; nucleus. The transcript has 2 exons. The coding region runs from base 169 to 1491 and encodes 440 amino acids. Gene Ontology annotation, biological process: protein phosphorylation. Lineage: Eukaryota; Viridiplantae; Streptophyta; Magnoliopsida; Ericales; Ericaceae. The record is from RefSeq and is a predicted model, not a curated record. Gene Ontology annotation, molecular function: ATP binding; protein serine/threonine kinase activity.